AUGGUGUGGACAAACGCAUGUGUGUUCAAGAUUAUCGAAAUCUAUCUGCCGGAAGGAUCUCAUGGCAUUGUUAUCUGGCUUGUGAUUGUCUUCAACGUGGCCUCUGGUGGUGGUGCUUCAGGCCACUUGGCCCCUAAUAAUACAGGCGCACACGCUGCAUCACGCUCGCCCUCCCGACAAGACCGAAUUCUACGAAUUCUACCAUCCGACCCCAGAACACUCGACAAAAGAGUUCUGCCCCAGUGGACAAUUGUCCUGUCCUCGCACCGACAUCACCAGAGAAGUCUGAACUGUCGUGUGCCCUUGAGUCUCUUGCCAGUCUUACUACGUCACUCGAAAUUGUCGUUCGCUACCCAUCCUCUCGCCUCCAUACUCCCGACUCUUCCGAGAUCACUUUGUCGUCGCACGCCAGCAACGGCCUACGAUAUCCUCAUUUGCGAUUUGCGCAGUACCCCGCUCAAUACCGCCAAGCUGGCUUCCCCUACUCUUCUUCAGCCCACCGUGUCAUACGCCGCUAGGACAAAUCCCCCACGCUCUGGAAGCGCCUACCUCGACAUGGACGAUAAGAACACGGGCCGUCGCAGACGCUCCAGCAGCAUCCUCCAGGUCUAUCACGAGCCCCCGGAAACGCUCGAGCAAAUUUCUGACCAGGCUUCUCUUCCCAAUCUGAAUGCAAACUGGACCAACGCAAAGGGAGCGUGGACCAUUCAUUUCGUUUUGAUAGCAUGCCUCAAGAUAUUUUACGACGUCAUUCCCGGGGUCUCGCAGGAAACAUCGUGGACCCUAACCAACAUUACAUACAUGGUCGGCUCCUACAUCAUGUUCCACUAUGUUCGAGGAGUACCCUUCGAGUUCAAUAGUGGUGCCUUCGAUAACCUCAACAUGUGGGAGCAAAUCGACAACGGUGCCCAGUACACGCCCACCAAGAAGUUUCUACUCAGUGUUCCGAUUGUGCUCUUUCUCCUGAGCACCCAUUAUACUCACUAUGACCUCGCCUACUUCAUUAUCAAUUUCUUGGCCGUAUUGGCCGUCAUUAUCCCCAAGCUUCCUUUCAGCCAUCGCAUGCGCUUUGGCCUCUUCUCGGGUCUCCCCGAGGACGAGUAA
Cordyceps militaris CM01 is the source of this 1104-nucleotide messenger RNA. Its product is annotated as protein ORM1. Bases 1 to 1104 code for a protein of 367 amino acids. NCBI's taxonomy places the organism in Eukaryota, Fungi, Ascomycota, Sordariomycetes, Hypocreales, Cordycipitaceae. Gene Ontology annotation, cellular component: endoplasmic reticulum membrane. The transcript has 6 exons. The record is from RefSeq and is a predicted model, not a curated record. Gene Ontology annotation, biological process: intracellular sphingolipid homeostasis; negative regulation of ceramide biosynthetic process; ceramide metabolic process.